Molecule: messenger RNA, 1476 nt
Organism: Triticum dicoccoides
Lineage: Eukaryota; Viridiplantae; Streptophyta; Magnoliopsida; Poales; Poaceae
Product: BTB/POZ and MATH domain-containing protein 1-like
Exons: 2
Coding region: 144-899 (251 amino acids)
Biological process (GO): protein ubiquitination
Molecular function (GO): protein binding
Source: RefSeq, a predicted model, not a curated record
AGCAUCUGCUAUUUUCUCUUCCUCUGCCUCCCCACUCUCUCAACUCCCCUCCACUUCAGUACUCCACCCUCCUCUGCUCUGAGCCGAAAGCACGAGAGCGGUUGUACAUCGAGCAAGCCGCGUCGGGAGAGCGGUUCUUGGCCAUGUCGUCCAGCGCGUCCGCCUCCGCCAUCGUCGCCGACAAGGUAAGCGGCCACCACGUACUCAAGAUCGAUGGCUUUUUAGGCAUGAUGGUCCUACCCAGCGGGGAGAGCGUCACGUCCUGCCCGUUCACCGUCGGAGACCAUCUCUGGCGAAUCAGUUGCUACCCCAAGGGGAAAGAUUUGUGGCACCGGGAGUUCAUAUCCCAGUUUGCUCUCAUCGGCGAAGAGCAGGCGAGCUUCUUCCGCAAGAAGAAUAAGCCAACAAAGGUCGCAUCACGUAUAGAGAAGUUUGCCAGCAAAGGUGAUUCUUGGCAAUGUCUAACGUUCAUCAAGAGGACAGCGUUGGUGAAAUCCAAGUACCUCAAGGACGACUCCUUCACAAUCAGGUGCGACAUCGUCGUCUUCAAGAAGUCCCGCGCCCAAGAGGGGGCGGCAGAGCCCGCCCCACCAAGGUCCGUCUCCGUGCCGCCAUCCGACCUGAGCCACCACCUCAGCGGCCUCCUCGAGACCAGGAAGGGCGCCGACGUGGUGUUCGAGGUCGCCGGCCACAAGUUCUCCGCGCACCGCUGGCUGCUCGCGGCCCGGUCGCCGGUCUUCAAUGCGGAGCUCUUUGGGGCAAUGAAGGAGAGCGACGUCGCCGCUGGCGUGGUCCGCAUCGGCGACAUGGAGGCGGGGGUGUUCGAGGCUUUCCUCGGCUUCAUGUACACCGACUCGCUGCCGGAGAUGGCAAAGAAGGAGGAAGACGCCAUGUACUAGCAUCUCCUUGUGGCCGCUGAUAGGUAUAACAUGGAGAGGCUCAAGUUGAUUUGCGAAGACAAGUUGUGCAAGAGAAUCGAUGCGAGCUCUGUGGCCAACGUGUUGGCGUUGGCUGAGCUUCACCACUGCCGUGAUCUCAAGGACGCGUGCUUCGAAUUCCUCGGCACUCCUGCAAAUCUCAGGGAGGCCAUGGCCACUGACGGCUUCGAGCAUCUGAGCACAAGCUGCCCUUCUGUUGUCAAGGAGCUGAUUGCCUUGUGCUCCGCACCUUAGUCCAGUCUCCAGUGAUACUGAUCGAUGGGCUCCUGUGUCUGAACUCUGCAGGGGAUGCCUGAACACACUUCUGAUAGUUGCUAGUAAGUGCUGGAUGCCGGAUGUUGUUCGAUCCUUUAAUUUUCUGCUUCGUGGUUGUGAUCUAAGUUUUUGCGUUGCGCGCUGGUUAUGUAACAUCUAGUGAAAAUGUUGUCGGUUAAACUCUAGAGUUGUCUGGCAUUCGCCCAGUAGUGUAGUAUCUAGCGACAAUGUUUUUAUUUCAUCUAGUUUGUUUUUGUUGCUCACCACAUGUGCCACAAGGUAU